Durotheca rogersii is the source of this 1892-nucleotide messenger RNA. Its product is annotated as PUA-like domain-containing protein. Gene Ontology annotation, molecular function: ubiquitin protein ligase activity. The record is from RefSeq and is a predicted model, not a curated record. Bases 98 to 1213 code for a protein of 371 amino acids. Gene Ontology annotation, biological process: negative regulation of gene expression via chromosomal CpG island methylation; protein ubiquitination. The transcript has a single exon. Lineage: Eukaryota; Fungi; Ascomycota; Sordariomycetes; Xylariales; Xylariaceae.
CCUGGCACAGAUACACGGUCCGGUCCCUAUCUCCCGCCUCAAUACAGACAAUCUACUCAGCGCCGGCCGGCAUCGGUAAGAAGACGCCCGCGCGAAUAUGGCGGCAACAAUCGAGGUGUUUGCUGUCGGCGGCAGUAAGCAGCAACAGCUUCAGCACAUGACCACGCAGGCGAGGAAUAUCGUCCUCCUGGGAGUGAAGAGCAAGAGGCUAGGCCGGGUCCCCCAACCAGAGGAUGGCCCCCAUAUCGCCGCUCUCCUUAAGGAAGGAAGGCUGCACCUGCAAUGGCUAGAUACGGUUGAGAUGACCCCGGAGAUCAAAGCCAAGACCAAGCCGGACACCAUGCUCAAACACAUGCUUGACGAUCCCGCCUUUCAUUACCCCGAGGAUAUGAAAAAACGCGCCCUGGCGUUGCGCGAGAGGUGGGAGAGCGAGAAUUGGGGCGAAGACGCUGUUGUUAUCGACGAAGACGUCGUCGCCGAAGAUCAGGAGCUUCUGAGCCCAGUCUCAGCUACCGCGGCGGCUACUGAAGAUGCCUCCAUAACGGAGGCCCAACUGCCGCCGCAGGGCCACCCCAUCUACGGAAGGCGAGGGAUCAUGAACGGAAUCAUGAUUGUUCGAGGUGCCAGCGGGAGAAAGACGUAUCGGCUCAACCCCGAAAUCCCCAAGAGACCCGCCAAGGUCUUCGGCCACAACGGCAUAGCCCCCGGCACCUGGUUUGCCAAUCAGCUAGUCGCGCUUCACCGAGGCGCCCACGGCGCGCGGAUGGGCGGCAUCUCGGGUAGCAUGAAUACGGGCGCCCAUUCGAUCGUAGUCUCCGACAACUACGACGAUCUCGACGACGACAGGGGCGACACGCUCUACUACUCAGGGUCGAACAGCCACAGCAAUACAGACCCAACACGGCCGGCGCCUUCCAGUUCGGGAACCAAGGCUCUGAAAGCGUCGCUAGCCACAGGAAACCCGGUGCGCGUUCUGCGGUCCGGCGGCCCGCAGUCAUCCAAGAAAAACCCGUGGCUGCCGGACUGCGGCCUGCGGUAUGACGGGCUAUACCGAGUUGUCGCGCUCCGAGUGCGUACGAAUACUAACGGCGGCCUCUACGAACAAUUCGUACUUCAACGAGAACCCGGCCAAGCAUCCCUGGAUACGCUGAAACGUAUCUCGCCUACGAAGCAGCAGAGGGUCGAGCUGGCCCAGAUUCAGCUCGGUUAUUGAGGAAGAAUUUACCAUUGCGAGUGCUAAGAGCACAGUCGCUUGCAGCGGCCGCCGUCGGUUUUUUUUUUUUUGGUUCUUUUUGCGACUCGCUUUUCCUGUGCCUCAGAUACCCGCAGGUUUCUCGAGACAGCAGCAUCUGAUCACCCAUCCCUCUUAUAGCUGAGGCACAAAGCGCGGAAACGACCCUGAGUCUGAUAACGUGUCACCUCGUCAACCUGGGCAUAAGAAUGAACGUCUGUUACUAGGGCGGUAAUGGAUGUCUACUAGGGUGCAUUCUAUGAUAACGUUGCGCUAGGUAGGUAGAUCCAUGGAGUCUCGGUGCCAGCUAUUAAGUCGGCUAUGAUUUGUAGCGGCAUAGGUGCAAUCUGCCUUUCCGUAUUACACACAGACAGCCCCCUUCCCCCACCCCCCCAAAAAAGAUGUAUAAGAACAUACCUUUAGCCCUCAAAUAAAAAUAAUAACACUCAUACCUGAUGGAACCGGAAGACUGGGAAAUUUGCAGCAAGGUGGAAUAAGUAGCUAGGUACAGCAAUCGCCUGAAUAAAAAGGCUACGACGUUUUGUGGUUAGAGCAAAAGCACAAAAGAAGAAUCCAACUCCGGUACGGGGAAUCGAACCCCGAGCUCCUCGGUGAAAACGAGGUAUGUUAGCCGUUACACUAUACCGGAUUGCGAGUUAUG